GCGAAAAACGAAUGAGAGUGGUAAAAAUGGACGUCACAGUCCUUUACGUUCUGUCUUUGUGUACUGUCAUUUUUACUGUUUUACACGAGGAGCUGUGUUCCGCGACGCUAACCAAUUCUACAAAAGACAACGACAUCAUGAGAUCAGGCAAUGACACCUUGCUGACAACCAACAUCACCUCAGAGAACAGUACGGUCUUCUUUCCAGUCUCUAGCUUACCUUCCACUUCGAAUUUGACAGAAACCACACCACACUUGAAUGAAAGUACAGUGGAGUCAUGUGAAAGGGAUUACUUUCAGUGCGGCAAUGGAAGAUGUGUUUUGUUGGUCGAUCGUUGCGAUGAAUUCGACGAUUGCGGAGAUCAAUCAGACGAAGUAAAGUGUCACAUGCCAUGGGACAAGACUAAUGUGAUAACUUGGCCUUCCACGCUGGGGAUCACAUUUGCUGUGGUUGCCGUUGGCUUUGUAUUGGCAGCGGUGGGGGCAAUGGUUUUUGUCAAUAAAAGAGAAAGCACAGUAAGAUACCAGCAGCUGAACACUACCAGACUGUUUUGUUGA
This is a messenger RNA of Lingula anatina, 557 nucleotides long. RefSeq lists its product as uncharacterized. NCBI's taxonomy places the organism in Eukaryota, Metazoa, Brachiopoda, Lingulata, Lingulida, Lingulidae. Gene Ontology annotation, molecular function: protein binding. The record is from RefSeq and is a predicted model, not a curated record.